GCUGAGUGUAAUGCAGAUCUCUGCCGAAACGGGGCUUUGCAUUAGCCAAUCAUAUUGUUUGUUUUAGCUUUAGCCUGGUCUGAUUCCUGUCUGUUUGUGGAGCUUUGCUCAGCGCGUUUAUGCUUUUACACGUAAACGUAAAGACGUUUGAGCUGUUGGUCGCUGCGGCCUUCCAUCAUCCGUCCGGAAACAUGACACCUCCCAUCAGAGGGGAGACAACAGGACUGAGCUGAGACUGUUUGGGAAGCAGAUCGGAGACAUCAACACUCCGGAGGAGUCCUCCGCAUCGGCCCAUCCGUGCCGUGGAAGCAGCCGUCAGAGUGGAGAUGAUCCACGUCCAGAGUUUUCCAGCCACGCUGUCUGUGAGGACAGAAGCUCAGAGUCAGCUGUGGGAGCUGAGCUUCUGUUCGAGGCUGCCUCACUGCAUCUGUGUGUGUGUGUGUGUGUGUGUUGGACAGCACCCUCUCCUGUCUGUCAUUAAGGAUGCUUCUGUGUUUCCUCUGAAGGAGGUGUUAAGGAGGCGCUGUAACCUUUGCUGGGCUGCAGUUGUCGGUGCGGCUGCAGGGGGCACUGCGGAGCAGCUGUCAGUCUGCAGAACCUCAGAGGAAGACGGACGGCUACCAGCUAACGCUUUUUUUGUGCUUUUUUCGCCGGUCUAACGGAUAAAAACGCCUCGGUAACCAUGGCAACAGGCCGGCUGGUGGAGGUGUACCUGGACCUUCUAUCGCAGCCCUGUCGGGCGGUGCACAUCCUGCUCACCUGCACCAAAAUCCCGCACAGAGUGCGCACCAUGGCGCUGCGGAAAGGAGAACAUCGGACUCUGGACUUCACCAAACUCAACCCCAUGCAGAAGGUUCCUGUCAUGGUGGACGACGGCUUCGUCCUCACAGAGAGCGAUGCCAUCCUGAAGUACCUCGCCACCAAGUAUGAUGUCCCGGAGCACUGGUAUCCACGGCAACCAGAGAGACGAGCCCGAGUGGACGAGUACACAGCGUGGCAUCACACCAACACACGACCGCACGCUGCUAAAGUCUUCAUCCUGGAGGUGCUGCUCCCGGCUCAGUCUGGCUCUCUGGUGGAUGAGGCGCGUUUGAAUCGCGCUCUCUCUGACCUCGACGACACGCUGGAUAAACUGGAGUCCAUGUUUCUUCGCCGCCAGCCUUUCCUCUGCGGUGAUGACAUCACUGUGGCCGACCUGCUCGCGGCGUGCGAGCUCACGCAGCCUCUGGGCGGGGGCAGAGACGUCCUAAAGGAGCGUCCUCAGCUGCAGCGGUGGAGGAGUCGAGUCCAGUCGGCCGUCGGCGAGGCGUUUGACAAAGCUCACGGCGUCCUGUAUGCCCUCAGAGACCGCCGCCGAGCCCGGCUGUGACAUCUGCACGAGGGGAGGAGUCAGCCGAGGGUGUCAGGAGGAUGAAGGAGCGGCUCGAUUUCACUUAGAUUUCUCUGCUUUAAAAAACCUCAGAGGCCUUCGAGCCAUCACAGAGUUCCUGGACUCUGAUCGAUGAAAGUAUCAAUAAAUCUAUCAAUGAAUCGA
Oreochromis niloticus (Nile tilapia) is the source of this 1534-nucleotide messenger RNA. It is a transcript of the gene gstt2, whose product is annotated as glutathione S-transferase theta 2. Lineage: Eukaryota; Metazoa; Chordata; Actinopteri; Cichliformes; Cichlidae. Gene Ontology annotation, biological process: glutathione metabolic process. Gene Ontology annotation, molecular function: glutathione transferase activity. The record is from RefSeq and is a predicted model, not a curated record. Bases 683 to 1369 code for a protein of 228 amino acids. The transcript has 5 exons. Gene Ontology annotation, cellular component: cytoplasm.